Messenger RNA from Lotus japonicus, 2736 nucleotides. RefSeq lists its product as uncharacterized. The record is from RefSeq and is a predicted model, not a curated record. The transcript has 3 exons. NCBI's taxonomy places the organism in Eukaryota, Viridiplantae, Streptophyta, Magnoliopsida, Fabales, Fabaceae. Bases 252 to 2333 code for a protein of 693 amino acids.
UAUGCCUGUGUGUGCAUCAUUUCUUCAGUUCACACUACAUUCAGCACACAACACAACCCAAGUUCCACAAAGAAGAAGAUGAAGCUCUUCCUCUGAUUCAGUGAUUCUCUCUUCCUCACACCACACACUUCCUUCAUUCACAAACUCAGAUUCCUCCUUCUCUCACUGUGUUGUUCUUUGAAGCAUUUCAUCAAACACAACAGCUCCACUGUACUGGGUCUUCCUCAAAUGCCCGACACUCACCGGCGACGAUGAAGAUCUCCAGCAACUCUAACUUACCACCGCCGCCAUUCCCGGUGGGCAUUGCUCACAACUCCCUGAACCCCUCGCCGGACUCGGAUCUUCGACCGUACCGGAGAACAUCCCGCCGGAAGCCCAGGACGCCGGCUACACGGUUGAGGAGAAGCGGGGCAUCGGUAGGCAAACGGAGCAGGCCCGAAACCCCUUUGUCGAAGUGGAAGAUCCAUGAAGAUAGAGAGAGGUGUGGCGCCGGCGGCGAUCCGAUCGAGGAGCCUGACAGUAGACCAUGCCGGAAAAGGGAGCCGAAACAGCCGGUUGUUGUCUCGGCGAGGAAGCUCGCAGCUGGUCUGUGGCGGCUUCAGCUGCCGGAGGUUGCGGCGGGUGAUCCUGGAAGACGAGUUGGUUCGAAGCUUCAGCAUGAAGUUGGGCAUGUAAACCAUCCCUUUCUCAGUCAUCAAAAUGGCAUGAUGCAUGGUUCCGCUAUGAAGAAUCCAUCACAAAGUCCUCGUUUCAUUUCUGGGACAAUGGUUUGUGAGCCUUCUUUACAGCUUUCUAAUACGGCAAUGGAAGGGGCAACGAAGUGGGAUCCUGUUUGCUUUAAAACAUCAGAUGAGGUGCAGCAUUUCUACAGCCAGAUGAAAUUCCUUGAUCAAAAGGUCAGCACUGUUUCUGCUGCGUCUGCUCUUGAAGCUGAACUGGAGCAGGCUCGUGUACAGAUUCAGGAGCUCGAGACUGAAUGCCACUCCUCCAAAAAGAAACUCGAGCAUUACUUGAAGAAAGUAAGUGAGGAAAGGGCCUCAUGGAGAACCAAAGAGCAUGAGAAAAUCCGUGCUUACAUUGAUGACAUUAAAGCAGAGUUGAAUCGAGAAAGGAAGAGCCGCCAGAGGAUUGAAAUUGUCAACUCCAAGUUAGUUAAUGAGUUAGCAGAUGCUAAGUUAUUUGCAAAGCGCUACAUGAAAGAUUAUGAGAAGGAAAGGAAGGGCAGAGAAUUGAUUGAGGAAGUUUGUGAUGAGCUUGCUAAUGAAAUUGGAGAAGACAAAGCUGAAGUUGAAGCAUUGAAGAGGGAAUCUAUGAAACUUAGGGAAGAAAUGGAAGAGGAGAGAAGGAUGUUACAGAUGGCUGAAGUAUGGCGUGAAGAACGUGUUCAUAUGAAGUUGAUAGAUGCAAAAAUUGCUCUUGAUGAGAAGUAUUCACAGAUGAAUAAACUUGUAGCAGAUUUGGAAACCUUUGUCAAGUCAACAGAUGUGAACUCAAAUGCAAAGGAGAUGAGAGAGGCACAGUCACUUCAGCAGGCUGCAGCUGCUGUGAACAUUCAAGACAUCAAGGGAUUUUCAUACGAGCCACCCAAUCCAGAUGAUAUUUUUGCCAUCUUUGAAGAUGUAAAUUCCGGUGAACCAAACGAGAGGGAGAUUGAAUCAUGCAUUGCUUACUCCCCAGCAAGUCAAGCCUCAAAUAUUCAUAUGGUUAGUCCUGAAGCCAACUUGAUACGUAAGGCUAACUUGCAGAGACAUUCUGAUGUAUUUAUGGAUGAUAAUGGUGAAGUAGAAGAUGAAAGUGGAUGGGAAACUGUAAGCCAUGUCGAGGAUCAAGGAUCAAGUUGUUCACCAGAAGGGAGUACCCUUUCCAUGACUAAGAAUAGCCGGGUAAGUAACAUUUCAGGGAGGAGUGUGCUUGAGUGGGAAGAAAAUGCAUGUGAAGCUACACCUCUAACUGAAAUUAGUGAAGUCUGUUCUGUACCGUCUAAGCAAUCAAAGAAGGUAUCAUCCAUAACAAGGCUUUGGAGGUCUGGCCAAGCCAAUGGGGAUAGUUACAAGAUAAUCUCCAUGGACGGAAUGAAUGGGAGGCUUUCAAAUGGAAGGGUAUCUAAUGGGGGCAUCGUGUCUCCUGACUGGGGACCUGGUAAGGGUGGACUAAGCCCCCAAGACAUUUUAUGCCAGUUGAGUUCUCCGGAGUCGGGAAAUCUGCAUAAUCGAGGCAAGAAAGGAUGCAUUCCUCGCACUGCACAGAAGAAUAGUUUGAAAGCCAGACUUUUGGAGGCUAGGAUGGAAACCCAGAAGUUUCAGUUGCGCCAUGUUCUUAAACAGAAGAUUUAGAUGUGAACCAAGGUAGAGAUUGCUCACAUGUGUAAUUUAAGAAUGAUCCACCAGCUGCAGUUUGUUUUGAAUAGUGGAAGUGCAAGUCUGCUGCUUCUAGAAAAAAACUGCUCAGAAAUGAUGAGGAGGGGUCAUCAAUAAAUGCACUUUUUCCUGCCACGUUUCAGUUCUUCAUUUUCACGCGUAUUAAGCAUUAAGCAGGUAAAUAGCUAGCCUGCUAUGUAAUCCAUCAUGCUUCACUUUGUGUAGGAUCUUAUGAAAGUUAUGAGAAGCAUGUUGAUUGUAUUGUAUCAUUCUAAGUCCAGGGACCAAAAUAUGUAGUGAAAUCAUAUCAUAAAAGUAUAGAUGAUAACAUUAUCUUUUCCGCAGUUUGAUUUUCUAUCAUAGUAGAUGUGGCUUAGAA